CGCCCGCCGGCAGCGCCCUAGGUCCCUGCCCGGCGGCGCACCCCGCCCGCGCCCGCCCCCGGCCGGGGUGCCAGCAACACCCGCUCCCGUCACUGGGGCAGGAGGCGGGGCCGGCGCCGUAUAAGAAGGGGCCGAGCGGGCGGCUCACUCCCAGGUCCAGAGACGCGCUGCCCCGUCCCGCCUCCCGCUCCGCGCCCCGGCGUCGCCCGCGCCCGCAGCGGAGACAGCGCCGCGCCGUCCCCGGGGGCCCAGCCGAGCCGUGCCGCCGGCGGGGAGAGCGGCAAAAGCAGCAGCGGCGGCGGCGGCUCCUCCCACCUGCCCGGCGCGGAGGCUGGAGCCGCGAGCGGCGGCGCGGAGCAGCGGCUGGUGCCCGCGGCCGGGAGCCCCCUCGCCGCGCCCCCGCGGCGCCGCUGCCCGCUCGCCCAUGAGCGCCGCGGCGCUGUACAGCCUGGACUCGCCGGCAUGCUAUAAGAGCUGGUGCCUGGAGCCCGCCAACUUCUACGACGCCAAGGUUGGCAGCGGUGGCGGGCUGAGCCCCGCCUGCAAGCCGGUCGCCGCCGGCCGCGCCGGCUGCAGCAUGAGCGCCGAGGAGCCGGCGGGCGGCCUGGGCGGCGGCGGCAGCAACCUGGCCGAGCUGAGCGCCGCCGCGCCCGCCAUGUACGAGGACGAGAGCGCCAUCGACUUCAGCUCCUACAUUGACUCCAUGUCGGCCGUGCCCAACCUGGAGCUGUGCAACGACGAGCUCUUCGCCGACCUCUUCAACAGCAACCACAAGCCUGAGCGGGGCGGGGACUACGGCGACUACCUGCCGCCGGGCGGCGGCGCCGGCCGCGACCCCGCCAAGGACCUCGGCGCUGCCAUGACCACCCUGCUGGGCGCCGAGCCCCGCACCGCCUCCUCCUCCUCCUCCUCUUCCUCCUCCUCCUCCUCCUCCUCCCGUGGCGCCCUGAAGCAGGAGCCGGACUGGAGCGACAGCGACCUCUCGUCCUCGCUGCUGCCCUCGCAGAUCGCCACCUGCGCCCAGACCAUCAUGAACCUGAGCGGGCAGCCCACGCCGCCCACCUCCCCCGAGCCGCCGGGCAGCAGCUCGCCCUCCAGCUGCAGCGCCCGCUCGCCGCCGCCCGCCGCCGCGCCGCCGCCCCCCGGCGGCAAGGAGCGCGGCGGCAAGAAGUGCGUGGACAGGUUUAGCCCCGAGUACCGGCAGCGCCGGGAGCGCAACAACAUCGCCGUGCGCAAGAGCCGCGACAAGGCGAAGCGGCGCAACCAGGAGAUGCAGCAGAAGCUGCUGGAGCUGUCGGCCGAGAACGAGAAGCUGCACAAGAAGAUCGAGCAGCUCACCCGGGACUUAACCAGCCUCCGGCACUUCUUCAAGCAGCUGCCCAGCGCCUCCUUCCUGCAGCCCGCCUCGGGCACCGACUGCCGGUAACCGGGGGGGAGCGGGACGCGAGAGACGGACUGCAUGACACGGUGACAAAUACCUCAGAGGGCCGCGCCGGGCCGCCCGCGUCGGGCCGCGGCAGCGCAGCGCAGGGCAGCGCAGGGCGCGCGGGGGGGCGAAGCCACCGGACCGCGCCAGCCCGCCGGGGCGCAGCACCCUCCCCAGCGCCGUGGCGAGAGGGGCGAUGCCCGCGUCUUUCACCACGAAACUUGCAACAGCAGCAACAACGGGAAAAGAAAAAAGCUAAAUAUCUGUUGUCGUUUUUUUCUCCCCUUAAAUUAUUUUUGUAAUGGUAGUUUUUUUGUCUCUUUUCUACAUCUUACUCAUACUGAUGCAGCUAUGGUACAUUUGUUAAAAUGAUUCAGAAACCCAUGUAUUUUAGACAGUAGGAUGAAAAAGACUGAGCAUGCUCGACCUUUUAUAUCAAUUUUUACAGCAUUUCUAAAAAUAAAAAAAAGCAUUUUAAAUCGA
Dromaius novaehollandiae (emu) is the source of this 1909-nucleotide messenger RNA. It is a transcript of the gene CEBPD, whose product is annotated as CCAAT enhancer binding protein delta. Gene Ontology annotation, biological process: DNA-templated transcription; regulation of cell differentiation; regulation of transcription by RNA polymerase II. NCBI's taxonomy places the organism in Eukaryota, Metazoa, Chordata, Aves, Casuariiformes, Dromaiidae. The transcript has a single exon. Bases 425 to 1426 code for a protein of 333 amino acids. Gene Ontology annotation, molecular function: DNA-binding transcription factor activity, RNA polymerase II-specific; RNA polymerase II cis-regulatory region sequence-specific DNA binding. The record is from RefSeq and is a predicted model, not a curated record.